Darwinula stevensoni is the source of this 2450-nucleotide messenger RNA. Lineage: Eukaryota; Metazoa; Arthropoda; Ostracoda; Podocopida; Darwinulidae. The record is from the annotation of a GenBank genome assembly.
UGAUCGUAGGAAUCAGAUGGAGGGAGACAGUCUUAGGUCCCUUGUGAUCUUUUUAAUUAAUGUGGAGUAGAGACGGAAUGCAUCAGUCUGGCCAGCAUGAGUGGACUCACGCAUCGCAAGUACGGAUCCAAGUCAAAGUGGAGCAAGGAAGAAGAUGAGCGUUUGAAGAAUCUGGUGGAGAGCCACGGAGAUCAGUGGGAAUAUAUCGCAUCCCUCAUGCCGGGGAAGACGGAUGCCCAGUGUCAACAUCGAUGGAACAAAGUCGUCAAUCCAGCUCUUGUCAAAGGACCCUGGACCAAAGAGGAGGAUGCUAAGGUUGUUGAGUUGGUGCAUAAGUAUGGGGCCAAGCGCUGGACAUUGAUUGCAAAGCAUCUCAAGGGUCGUAUUGGAAAACAGUGUAGGGAGCGCUGGCACAAUCAUCUUAAUCCAGAAAUCAAGAAAUCUGCUUGGACUGAAGAAGAGGAUCAGAUCAUCUAUGAAGCUCAUAAGCAGUUUGGCAAUCAAUGGGCCAAGAUUGCCAAGCUCCUCCCUGGAAGGACGGAUAAUGCUAUCAAGAAUCACUGGAAUUCAACAAUGAAGAAACGAUAUGAAAUGGAGAUGGGGAUACCCACUGAGAAGCGGGUUCGACGAUCUCGUCCCAAACGGGCUGAAAGUCUCACCUCCACAUCCACUCCAGAAGAUUCUCCUGUGUAUUUUCAUACACACAUGAAUGAUGGAAGUGUGCCUCUAAUCCCAGAAGAAGAAAUUAUGUAUUCCACUCCAGAUUCAGAUCAGAUGAAUGAAGGGAAAUCUGAUGAGGGACUCCUAUCUCCAUUAAAGUAUUUGAGCAUGGAUCUCCUCUUUGAGCCCCAUAGCACUUCUGCAAAUAUUCUUAUCCCUAAGAUGGAGCCAGGCACACCACCAUCAAUAGAUGACAGUGGUAUGGUCCAUGACUCUGGAUUUGGAUCCACAGGCCCAACUAUUUUGCGGAGGGGUUUUGGAAGGCAUAGGGAGAACUCUUCUACUGAUGAUCAGGGUUAUUUCACUGAAGUCACUCCACCCCACAAGGCUAUUCCAUUCCAGCCAUCUCAGUUGCAGAACAGUCCACAACGAAAUGUGAUGGCUCAUAUGAUGGAGACUAUGCUUUGUACAUCUACCCCGGUGUCUGUGAGUGUGUCAGGUCGAAUGGGGCCUUACUCACAUGUGGAGGAAUUUGUUGACGGGAUGCCUCGCACUCCUACACCCUUCAAAAAUGCUCUUGCUGAAAUUGAAAAGAAGCGUGGACCUGUAACUGACUUGAUGAGGAGUCCAACACACCUAGUGGAAGACUUGACUGAGAUUAUCUCUAAUGAUGCAGCUUUCAAGAAUAUUGGGGGCAAGUUGCAUCAGGGAGGGGAAGGUGGUGGUGAGAAGGAGAAUGCCUCUCCUCCAUUCAAGAGGUUAAGGAAGUCCCUUGCCCAAACUUGGAGUACUCCUGGUGACCUACAGCUUUUGCACAGCUUCACACCUGAGACCCCAAGUAAGAGCCUGUUGGGAGACAGAUCAGUGAUGUUUUCACCUCCUUCCAUCAUGUCUGAGGCUCUGACAGAUGAAGGACAUUCCCCACAAGUCCAGGGGUUGUAUACACCACCUUCUCCUAAACCUUCCAAGUUAGAUAUACGGUGGGAAAUGGUGGCAUGUGGGAGGACUCCUAAUCAGUUGGACUUGACUGAGCAAGCCAGGAAAUGGGUCGGGAAUGGAGGAACCCCAAGUGGCAUUACAAGAGGAAAGCAGUUGAAUCUCUAGACCAAAGAGAAGGCCAGCCAGUGAACAAUAUGGGUUCCAAUCCCACAUAGUAUGUACAAAGACAUGAACAUUGUGGUGUAGUUGUUAAAUAAUGGAUGGAUGCUUAUUGAAACUAUCAACUAGAGUAGCAACCUGGAGAUGUUCCCCAUCUCAUUUCACAACUGUGACUGGUUGCCAGUAUUCCAUUUUAAUUGUUUUUUUUGUUAUGGCAGAGUUAGGUGGCUCUUUAUGGCAGUGCUAAUUACCUCUUAGAGUUAUUGUGUUCAAACAGAAGCAGAGAAGAGAGUGAUGAUCCACGAGUUAAAAUUUUACACAAAAUAAGAAUCAGCUUUUUCCCUUAGUGCAGCUUAUUAUUUUCAGGCUUGGGAAUGUGUUUGAAAUUGUCAUUCUCAAGUCCAACUGUGGUGGACUUGAGAUUUCUUUCUUUUAUUUUAUGCAUGGUUCUUAUUGUCUGUGACACUGUGUAAGUAAGUGACUGACUUCAGUCCAUGGCAGCUGAGUCAUCUUUGAAGCCACUUGUGAAGGAAAGCUAAGAGUGGGUAUGAUUUGAAAGAAGAAAAAACUUUUCGAACUGGAAUGAGGCACCCUGUAGGUGAUGCUACAGGUACACUAUAUGGAAAAGUGGGAUGAAGAAAAGAAAGCUAUUUUCCUUGUACAAAUUGUGUCUGCUGCUUACGAAUAUGGCA